AUGAAGUCAGCGAGUCCUAAAGGGUCCAGUUCAACUUCAGAUGAAGAAACGAGAAAAAGGCACACAUCACCUAAGCCGGCAAACUCAAAAGACAGUUCAUCGUCGGCAGAGGAUAAUGUUACAUGUGGGAACUAUGCAAAUGAAAAGGAGAAAAGCAAGAAGAGAGAGCUAUCACCAGCCAGGACGUCAAGCCACAGUGAAACCAAAUCGGCUUGUCAAGGAAGCAAUGCUGAGAAAGAGUCGAUGCUGGAAGAGCAAGUCAAGCUGAGAUCGUCUUCAAGUAUCUCAAGCUCCACGUCGGAAGAUGAAGGAAAACCGUUGGAUAGGUCUCGUGAAAACGCAGCAAUGACUGAAAAGCAGGAUGACAUGCCACACACUGACGAUAUUUCUGACGAUCGCAACCAAAUCAAGUUAGAGGUUUGCGUCAAUGAACAACCGUCUUCCAGCGUGGCUGACGAUAUCGAGAGUCAAGUCAAAUUACCUUCCUUAGAGCUAGCGACCACAAGUGAUGUCAGCGAAAACAAAGCAGCUGAAAACGACACCGAAGUCAAAGACAAGUAUGUCCCUUCGAGCGCUGAAACUUUGGAAGUAAAAGUCAACAUUCUUGCAGAGACAGGUGACAGUGCUCAAGAAACUGCUCCUGAAACAGAGGCCAUCAAAAACAUCGAAGUGUCUGUUGACAUAUCCCUUGGCCAACAGCUUGUCCGGUCACGAUCAGAUGUCGAAGACGAUGCUGAAACGCAAGAAAGACCAAUGACGGUUACUGUCCUUCCCAGUUGCGCUCACAUACGACCAGAUGAACCAAAAUCGAAAGGUAGAUCAGACUCUGAGUCAUCAUCUAUCAGUGAGGAAAUUGGUGUUCAAGAAGAGACCCAGAAGACCGGCACAUGUACCGAAACACCUGUGAUACGAGACACCACUCCGGGCGAUUCCCUCGGUGAAAACAAGACAGGAGAUGAAGUCGAAGUACCGAUCGAUGUAGAUCAAGAAUUGGAUUUCGAUGUAGUUGGUCUGGUGAGCAAUGUCGUGAACGAGUCACGUAGCCCAGUGCACCUCACCACACAAGGAGAGAUACAAGACUCCCCAGUCAUAGUUGAGAAGAUUGUGACUGAUGUAACGCAAGAAAAUGCGCCGUUGGGAAAAGACGAUGCACUGGAGCGGCGCUCGUCUACUUCCAGUGAGUCUAGUUCUUCUGGCAGUGACGGUGAAAAAGGUGGAAAGAUGAACGUGGAUGCACCGAUAUCUGACCUAGUGCCCACAUCGAAAGAAGACGUCAUUGUGAGGUGCGACGAACAGAAGACGGAGAAUCAGCCUGCUGCUCCCAUGCCCAAAUCAGAAGUGCUUGAAGACAGCGCUGAGGAACAGCAAGUCGAUGCGGGGAAGAAUGACAUGCAAGAUUCACCCUUACCCAGUACAAAUGAAACGAGCUCCCCAAAAAGUGAAGAAGAGACCCAGCAAAGUAAAGAGACCUCUGAACCAAACCAGUCCUUUUCAGACAAUGAGUACCAAACGAAAGAAACAAACCUUCCGACCUUCGCCGUAGACGAUCAAACGGGAAAGCAAUGGAGAAAGAAGUCUAGGACAUCUGACACAAGUAGCUCCAGCAGUCCGUCUGACGACUCUGAGGACUCCAUCAAAGCGAAAACGUCAGAAGCAGCACAUGAAAAAAUUGUUCGCGCAUCUAGCUCUUCAUCUUCCAGUGAAACAUCUGCUGAGCAGGAUGAAAAACUCAGCCCAGAAAAGACACCUAAUGUCAUCGAAGACCUAUGCGAUGCCAUCAUUCCCGAAAAACCUAGUUCUGCCUCUCACGAAGACAAGAACGUAGUGAAGAAAGAAGGUAGCAAUGAAAAGAAAAAUGAUGUCAAGACAGAAGACCCAACGGUGUCAAACACAUCGAGCUCAAGUCACUCCAGUGAAUCGUCCGUUGACGAUCACCGAAGGGAUAGUGCAGAGCAUAAUGAAAAGCAGGACAUGGUGAAACAGGAAGAUGAACCGUCAACUGUCUCGUUGGAUAUUGAAGUUGAUAUCAUGAAGGAAGUCGACAAACCAGCUGGAGAAUCUGGCAAAAGUCCCGAACCAGAGACCUCUGUCGUGCUAGAGACGCACAUGGCUUCCCAGUUUGCAGUUGCGGAGGAAUUCCCUUCUUCAGAUUCUGAAGACCAAGAAGCGCACGAGGUAAUAAUUGGCAUCGACAAAGUAGAACCGACUCAAGCUGUUGAGAGACAGUCACCUCCUGCGACUGAAGUCGUAAACGCUGAAAUGGAAGCUGAAAACGGCAUUGACGAUGGGACCUUCGGAAAGAAAGAGCGCACCACUGUAGAGGUAGCUUCCUCUUGUGAUGAAGGGGAGCGGAAUAGUGUUCCCGAAAGCCAAGAUGAUUCCCUUGCUAUCCUGGUUACGAAAAUUGUCCCAAAUGAAAAUGAAAGUCAGGAAGAAAUCCUUACAGAGGUGACAAAGUCCGAGCUUGACCAAACUCCCCAGCACAUCCCGACACCUCUUGAUGACAUCAGUCAGCUUCCUGUUUCUGUUCCGAAAGAGGAAAUUUCAUUGUUCCAAAGUCCAGAGUGUCUGUCGGAAACGCCAAAAACUAUUGCAGAAAGUUUUGACAACAAAACAGAGACACAAGAAAGUUUGAAACCAGCAGCACCAUCUUCUCUGCCAGCUUCAACCAAGCCAAGCAGAAAGUAUAGUGACCAAUACUCCAACUUUGAAACACCUCGUGAUUCACGAUACCGACUACAAGACAUGCAAGAACGCAGUAAGUCGUCUGUCGGCCAGCAAAGAACACGGAUACGGCCACAGGUCGAAGUGACGUCAGCUGUCUUGCCUUGUUUGGUUGAAGUAAGAACAGCAUUGCCGCCAUCUGGAAUUCCCUCCGAGGUUCUUGAGAACAUGGAAAAUGUCACUGAUGUCAUGAAGGAAGAGAAGCCUCCUAAGGUAGCUGAACUAAUCGUGCCAGAAACGUUGACAAAUGUCAACCAAGGAAACAAAGAGAUGGAGAGCUUGCCAGUUGGAGACAAUGUCGUCGAGGUUUCAUUGGAACAACACUUAUCAGCAAUGGACGAAAAACAUUCCCCCGCUGCUGUCUCCAGUAGCUCAAGCUCGUCUUCGGAUUCAGAAGAAAACAAAGCCAAAACCGAUAAAUCUCAAGAUUGUGAGAAAGAGAAGAAGACGCCCAAAAAAGAAACCGAACGAAAAAGUAGAGCCUCGUCUAGCAGCACCAGCUCAUCAUCUGAUUCUGAUGAAAACCGAAAAAGGAGAAAGACGUCCAGGAAAAGUUCCAGCUCGUCCUCUGAUAGCAGCGCUAGGAAACAUAAGAUAGAUAAGCGAAAGGACAGUGCUUCAAAACAACCAGUUGCAGUAAAAAAAGAAAAACAGAAACGUUCGAGCUCGUCAAGUUCCAGCGAUUCACACGAAAAGAGGCAGCAUAGAAAAAGUGAUACGUUGGCAACUGCAGAAGUCGGCGACAAAGUUGCUAUUAGUACUUCUAGUGACUCAAGUUCUGACGAAGGCGCUACCAAAUCCCAUCGUAGAAAUUCCGUUGAAAAGGAGGGAAGGAAACCAUCGAGCAGCGAUAAGGAAGAAACUGCGCCUGACCUGAAAGACAAAAGAAAGCCAACGAAAACGAGCAGCUCUAGCGGGACGAGCUCUUCAUCAUCUUCAUCGUCGAGUGAUGAGAAUGCUAAGCCGGAGAAGGAAGCAUCCAAGUCAUCAUCAUCCACCAGCUCUAGCUCUUCGUCCUCAGAAGACGAUGUGAAAAACUCACAUACACAUGAUCGUAGAAAGAAAAAAUCACAUGGGUCUUCAUCAGAUGACACCGAAGUCAAAAAGUCAACCGAAAAGAAGGAAAAGGUGAACAGAAGUGGGAGUAGUGUAUCCUCGAGCUCAGAUAAAGAGGGCUCCCAAGCUAAGACAAGUGGAAGUGAAAAAGGACAUCCAUCGAGACCCCACAAAACAUCAGAAUCAUCUAAGUCUAGUGAUUCAAGUUCAUCCGAUUCAAGAUCAUCGGACUCAGAAAAUGAGGCGAAGAAGAGGAAGGAUGUGUCGUCUGUUCCUGACGUAAAAGAAGCUACGGAUGAGCCUCAUCCAAAGCUGCCAUUGGCGCCACCACCAACGUCCAGAUUACCCCUACAAACGUCGCGCGAUGAAGAAAUUCUGGAAAUCGUCGAAAAAGUACUUGAGGACAGUGAGAUAGGUAGUCUUGAUCGAAAUGCCCCAUCAAGCGCCAUUCAUGAGAGCAUAGACGGCAAAAACGACGCUGAUCAAAUGAAAGACGAUGCCUUGCCUACUUCUGAUCAAAACGGUUUAGAAGAUUGGGUUAUCGUACCGGAAACGGUAGACGAAACACAGGCUGCACCGCACAUCGUUAACGAGAAGACACGUGACCCCGAAUUAACCCAACACGAGUCAUCAAACCUCCAUGGCCCAACGCCAGAAACGAUCAGUAAGGAGGAGCCAGUAGAGGGCGAGCGUGGCCAGCCUGUGUCGGAGUGGGUGAACAUGUGGGACUCCGCCAUCAGUGCGGGCUUGUAUCCGACUCCAACAGCUGAUGUGUCAAAAAGACUCCAAGAGUUGCAUUCAGAGCCGCAACAACCCGAAGCUGCGAGCAACGCCAAGCAGAGUGACCCGGAGACUGCCACGAAGCCAGAAGACGCUCCCUCAGGAUCGUCCUCUGUUGAGGCACCUCAAGUGAUCGCCAAAGAGGAGGCUGGGAUCGUUCGUGCAGAGCCCGCUCGACUGAUCGAAGAUGAGCCAUGUGUCGACACAAACGUGUCCGAGCAGCCACCUGUGAGUGGCGUUGAAGGUGCCUUUGAGGCCAUUCUAGUCAAUGUCGUGCCAGAACUCCCGAUCGAUGACAAUCAAAGCAAAGUCGAGAAGAACAGCGAAGACCUGGACAAGCCCAGCGAGAAGACCAUACGCGAUAAGACGGAGGACGAAACGUACCAGGCUUCUCUCUGUUACAUUGACCCCGAGUUGCCAAGCCCAGUGGAGAAAGAUGGUGACGCGGACAACACUUGCCCGGAUCUUAUGCGUCCGGAGGACACCCUAAGUGAGUCGCUGCCGGCCUUUGUCCGGGAGCCGGUGCCAGCGGUGUGGAGGAGAGCGUCGGUCGAUCGUCAGGUGGGGAAGUUCAACAUCACAUGCAUCAUUCGACCGAACGAGGCGCACUUGCAUGGCUCCGAGACCCGAGUUACCCCUCCGAGGCAGACGGACAGGAAGUGGCUCAACUUGGAGAACUACACCAUCAUGCCACCGCCCCAAUCUCCGGAAAGUGUCAGGAAGAACACCGCGGAGAGUGACCUGGGGUCGAAGACCACCGUGUACCUGACACCGAGGUCACCACCGAACGCUCGUCAGGAGCUGGUGGCCCUGCGGUGUGUCAGGAACAGUGAGGACGACAGCAGUCUCACCUACCUGCCAGAGCUGAGAGAUCUAACACCGGACAUAGGCGACGGGGAGAAGAGCUUUCAUUGGAACGGCAGGAGCAAAGAGGUCGAUAAAUCCACGGUGCCUCACUUACAUUCCCAGCCUCCACUAGCUGAUGUGAAGAAAAAGCGGCUAGCGUAUGAAAACGGUAGCUCAGCAGCGCAUAAAGAGCUUCGGAAGGUGACGCCGCCACAUAAUGCCAACUUAGAGGAGCGAAAACAAAAGCUUCUUGGAAGCACCACAGACAUCGUGUCCAAAGUGAAACAGCCGGUAGCCGAGCCGGGCAAAGUCGGUCGCCUUCGCGCCAUGUUUGAGCAGAUGGACGCAGCAGCAGCCAGGGCACCGGGACGAGACGAAACGCUCCGGGACUCCCGCCGCUUCAAGAGCAUGAUGAACGUGACUGCGCCUUCGACGACGGGCCGAAGCAGUCGUCUGGAGGAGCCAACUCUGAAAGAACGCAGUCGCAGCACUGCUGCCCUUCACCGAGCGCCAUCGGGUGGGCUCGGAGCUGAGCUGUCGGUCGCCCCAGAGUCUGUGAAGGAGCGUAGUCGUAGCACAGUCAACCUGAACCACCGAGAAGGCGAUGAGAAGCCUUCCUGGGACGCCGUAGACUCCGGAUCGAUCAAACAUCGCAGCCGAAGUACGGUGGGGCUCAAUGGAACCUCGUCUGCGUCACCCAGAGCCGGGCUUUCCGCUGCGCCGGACUCAGUCAAAGAGCGGAGUCGCAGCGCUGCCACUCUACACCAGCCAGAGAAGGCUGACAAGGGUGAAGACGCCGUGGACUCCGCCCCGGCGAAAGAGCGUAGUCCAAGUGUCUCAAGACAGCCUGAAGGGUCACUCUCACCCCAAGGACCCACCGGUCACGACUCUCCGCCUGCGUCGUCUGAAUUCGUCACCCUGGAGGAGCGAGAUCUCUCGUCCCGCGCUCUGGACGAACUUGAAGACGGCGAUCAUCAGGCGAAGCUGGACGCCAUCCGGCGCUACUUCGAGGGCCUGCAGGACGGCGACAUCACCGCCGGCGACGACAUGGACAUGCUGGACGACGCCCUGGUGCCCGACCGCGGCUACAACCGCUCGCUGCCGCGCCUGGACGCCAGCGCCUCCGACCGGCGGCCGCCUCUGACAGACCUCUUCACCGAGCCGGAGCGCGGCACGCGGUCGCUGAACCGCUCGGCCAGCUCGCCUCUGGUGAGCGCCGAGGGUGCCGGCGGCGCGGCCACCCUGCUGGACCAGGUGCGGCAGCUGCGGCGUCGGCGGGCGUCCGGAGGGGCGCUCUCGCAGACCAGCCUGGCCACUAGUAUUGCCAGCACCGCCGAGCUGGCCAGACACAGAGACGACGGCAUCGUGGUGUUCGGGCCCGGCAUGUGCCAGGGCAAGGUCAACGCCGUCAACCGGUUCCAGAUUCUGGUGCCGCACGCCGACCAGGCUCCGAUGGGGGUGCGGCUCUACAGUCAGCGCACCGAUUCCGUCACUCGGGUGGAGCUGCGUGACCUGGGCUGUGACUACCAUCAGGUGGCCUACCGGGUCAACCAGCCCGGCUGGUACCGACUGUAUGUGCGGCUCGGCGGCGGCGCCCGCCACGUGGACCUGAUGACCAAGGUGUCACACUAAGCGGGUGAAGGAGAGGUCACACUGAACGGAGCUGGUGUCACACUAAACGGAACUGGUGUCACACUGAACGGAACUGGUGUCACACUGAACGGAGCUGGUGUCACACUAAACGGAACUGGUGUCACACUGAACGGAACUGGUGUCACACUGAACGGAACUGGUGUCACACUGAACGGAGCUGGUGUCACACUAAACGGAACUGGUGUCACACUGAACGGAACUGAUGCGAUCCGCUGACCGGAAGGGAACCGAGGUGUCUUUACGAGAAGGAUGCAGUCGGUACAGAGAUGUCGCUCUAAACCCGAAACAGGUGAAAUGUCGCGCCGAUACGACCUCUUCCAGCUAGAAAUCGAACAGGAAUUUACUAUGUAGUUUUAACUCUCAACCUAUUUUUAAUUAAAAAAAGCCAAUGCGUUUCUGCUAGACGUUCGACAAUGGGUGCGGAGCCGAACAUAGUAUUCCAUUCUAGCAGAACGCAUGACGUUCACAUUCCAGCCCGACACCAGUGCUUAAAAGAAGCCAGCUAUACUUACAGUGUUUCAGACAUCGGAAAUGAGCUACACGCCCAGUGAUUAUUGCAGCAAGGCUCGCGAGCGUCCAGGGCCUGCGAGUGGGCUGUUUGGUUAGUGCCUCGUCGUUGCUCCGUGAAGCAGGGACGGGGCCGACCGUCGCAUCGCUGUUUAGCCGUGUAUUCCGUUUAGCCACAGUGUUUGUUGCGUGACUAGAUGGUACGAUAAUCGGUGCUCGCAUUACCAGUCGGUGGCCAAUACGCUACAGGACGGAAAUCAUUGCUUCAUGUCGUAUAUUUGCUUCCAUCGCGGCGUAUUGCCAUUUGUCUGCAUAUGUUUAUGGGAUUUCCUGGCGUGUUUUGCUGGGGCAUUACGCUCGAACGAUGAGCAGAACGCGCUGUGUAACCGUUUAUUGCGACCCGGUUAUAUUCGGAGCUUUCCCGAAUGGCAAUGAUGCAGCAUGUCCACCGUACAGAGGGUCAAUGAUCGGGCCUAUUUGGGGAGUGAGAUGGAUUUGCUGCGUGUGAGGGAGUAUAGUAUCGACAAGGCAGCUGUUAUUAUAUAUGAAAAUAUUUUUGUGCCUAGUUGUGCGUCAAUAAGUGAUUGAUUAAGAAGUGUAAUUGCUUUUAUAUCCGAUUAAUGAUUGCGUGUUUUGUUUAGAGAUGCAGAUUCACAAAUGAUUUUAUGCUUAUGACUUUUGUAUACGCAUGGAGUCUUGCGAACGAGCAUCUAAUUAGCUCAUGCCACCGCAGAUUUUUUGAAGAUGUGGCAUCCUUUGCGCUGGCAUUCGUUCAUAAAUGUGUGCAUUGAUAAAGCGUUGUAUGUGAUUUUACCUACCAAUGGACGGUAGAAUGUUUUGUGGGCUCCAAUCAAAGCAAUAUACAGUCCAAUUUA
Messenger RNA from Amphibalanus amphitrite, 8441 nucleotides. Its product is annotated as serine-rich adhesin for platelets-like. The transcript is spliced from 3 exons. The record is from RefSeq and is a predicted model, not a curated record. The coding region runs from base 1 to 7038 and encodes 2345 amino acids. NCBI's taxonomy places the organism in Eukaryota, Metazoa, Arthropoda, Thecostraca, Balanomorpha, Balanidae.